Phyllostomus hastatus (greater spear-nosed bat) is the source of this 1053-nucleotide messenger RNA. RefSeq names its product kallikrein-13-like. Lineage: Eukaryota; Metazoa; Chordata; Mammalia; Chiroptera; Phyllostomidae. The coding region runs from base 185 to 1021 and encodes 278 amino acids. Gene Ontology annotation, molecular function: serine-type endopeptidase activity. The record is from RefSeq and is a predicted model, not a curated record. Gene Ontology annotation, biological process: proteolysis. The transcript is spliced from 6 exons.
UGAGCCAUUGGGGGUGGAGAGGGGUAGGCCAGCAACCGGGAAAUGCUGAGGGCGCUGGGGGAGGGAGUUCAGGGGUUAAAAGGCAUGGGUCGGGGCUGAAGUUGGAGGCAGCUGGCUGCGGACGCUCUUCACCCAGGCCCCUCACCCAGGCCCCUCCCGCCCUGCCGCCCACCCGGGAUCCGCCAUGUGGUCCCUGGCCACUGCGAUCGCCUUCCUGACCAUGACCUUGUCAGGCGGCUUCUGUCAGGAGUAUUCCAAGAUUCUCAAAGGCAUCAAUGGGACCAAAGGGUUUCUCCCCGGUGGCUACACCUGCCCCCGCCACUCUCAGCCCUGGCAGGCAGCCCUGAUGGUACAGGGGCGGCUGCUCUGUGGGGGGGUCCUCAUCCACCCCAAAUGGGUCAUCACAGCAGCACACUGUCUGAAAGACGGGUACAGAGUUUACCUGGGCAAGCACACCCUGUGGCAUCUGGAGGCCGGAGAGCAGGUGAGGGAUGUGGUGCGCUCUUUCCCCCACCCCCAGUACCAGAGCAGCCCCACCCACCUGAACCACGACCACGACAUUAUGCUUCUGGAGCUGCAGUCCCCAGUCCAGCUCACAAGCCACAUCAGCACCCUGCCUCUCUUCCACAGCGACUGCCUCCCCACUGGCACCUGCUGCCGGGUGUCCGGCUGGGGCACCACCACCAGCCCUGAGGUGAGUUACCCACAAACCUUGCAGUGUGCCAACAUCCAGCUACGCUCCGAUGAGGAAUGUCGUCAAGUCUACCCCGGCAGGAUCACACCCAACAUGCUGUGUGCUGGCACACAGGAGGGCGGCAAGGACUCCUGCGAGGGUGACUCCGGAGGCCCCCUGGUCUGUAACGGGACACUCUAUGGCAUCAUCUCCUGGGGAGACUUCCCAUGCGGGCAGCCCAACCGGCCUGGCGUCUACACCCGAGUCUCUCAAUACAUUUCCUGGAUCCAAAACACAAUCCGAAAACAGAAAACUCAGGAGAAGAAAUGGACAAAGGGCCUGCAAUAAAAGUCGGGUUGACUGACCCGCCUCCUUCCCCA